UGCUCAGCCUCAGCACGGCGCUGGAAGGAGAGCAGGAGGAAUUCCCCCUCGGAGGCAUCGCUGUGCUCUGCACCACCCGCGGAUGUGGCGAGGGCUCGGAGCUCCCCGGCAAUGCCCCGGUGUGAUUUACACCCCGUGAGUCACGGCAGCACAAACAGCCCGGCUUUCUUCCUGCUUCUCCCCCAGACAAUCCCCGCUUGUUCGGGCAAAUAUCGCCCGCCGGGCAAGGAGCCGCGGGGACGGCAGCGGGGACGGCGCCUUCCCCGGCUCCCACCGCGGAGGGCAGGACUCGAUUCCUCCUCUCCUUAGACACGAAAUCACAACCAGGCUGCGUGACCGGACUGGUUUGUCAGCAGCUCUGGUAUUCCCAGGGGAAGGUUUGGCCAAGCUCGGUGUUCUUCCCUGUUUUCCCCAUGUGCUUUGGGUGGCGUUCAGGGGUUUUGGUGCUGGGGGUGCCAGGCAAAGCUGCCAGCUGCUUCCCUAUGAGUUAUCACAGAAUCAUGGAUUGGUUUGGGUUGGAAGAGACCUAAAAGCUGAUCUCGUUCCAUUCCCUGCCGUGGGCAGGGACACCUUCCGCUAGAGCAAGUCUCUCCAAGCCACAUCCAAAAACUGAAAGCAGGAGGGGGGUUGGUUAGACCUGCCUUACUGCUUCUCAGCUUUAGAAGAUGGAGUGUGAAAAUAAAAGGCGUUUAGAAGACCCUCAACUCCACAUCUUUAGCGCUCUUCCUGGAGAAGUACGGGUACUUGAGCGAGCCAGGCACACACAGCCCGGCCGAGUUCACCGAGGCGCUGAGGGAUUUCCAGCGGGUGACCCACCUCCCGCCCAGCGGGGUGCUGGAUGCCCGCACCCUCCAUCAGAUGGCUCUGCCGAGGUGUGGCACGGAUGAUGGGGCAUGGCCCGCCCGGCGCCGCCGGCGCACGGCACAGCACGGUGGGCGCUGGUACAAGCGGCACCUGACGUACCGGGUGGUGAACUGGCCGUCCUACCUGCCCCAGCACGAGGUGCGCCUGGCCGUGAGAGCCGCCUUCGAGCUCUGGAGCAACGUGUCCUCCCUGCUCUUCUGGGAGGUGCAGCAGGGCCCUGCUGACAUCCGCCUCACCUUCUUCCACGGGGACCACAACGAUGGACUCAACAACGCCUUCGAUGGGCCAGGAGGUGCCCUGGCUCACGCCUUCUUCCCCCGGCGAGGAGAAGCGCACUUUGACAGCGCCGAGCGCUGGUCCCUGCACAGCGGCAAGGGGCGCAACCUGUUCAUCGUGGUGGCCCACGAGGUGGGGCACACGCUGGGGCUGCAGCACUCGCCCGUCAAGAGCGCCCUCAUGUCCCCCUACUACAAGAAGCUCAGCAAGGAUUUUGUCCUCAGCUGGGAUGACAUCUUGGCUGUUCAGAACUUGUAUGGAAAACCCUCCAAGGGCUCGGCCAUCCAGCUCCCAGGAAAGGUCUUCACUCACUUCCAGGACUGGAACACGGAUCUUUACAGCAGGGACCGACAGCACAGGAGCCUCAGCACCUACUAUUGCCACUCCUUCUUUGAUGCCAUAACUGCCGAUGGGGACCACAACCUCUACAUCUUCAAGGGCAGCCACUACUGGGUGGUGUCAGCGAGUGGCAAUGCCAGUGACCCACAGCCACUGCAGCCGCGCUGGCCCGGCCUCCCCGCCGGCAUCGACGCCUGCGCCUGGUCCCAGCUCAGUGGAAAGUUCUACUUCUUCAAAGGCGGCCGAUGCUGGCGCUACACGGGCUUCAGGCUGGAUGCAGGAUUCCCCCGAAAAUGCAGCGCCCUGGGGCUGCCUCGGCACCCGGACACCGCGCUCUACUUCCAGCAGCUCCGGCGGCUCGUCCUCUUCAAAGGCCCCAAAUAUUUCGUGUUGGGCGAGGAGCCGCUGGGCGUGGAGCCCUACUACCCCCGCAGCCUGCGGGACUGGGCAGGGCUGCCCCCGGGCACGGCCGGGGCUCUCACCCACCGCGACGCCUCCGUCUACUUCUUUCGGGAUGAGCACUACUGGAGAUUUGACCAGGACAAGCUGCGAGUGGUGGCCACCGGCAAAUGGGCCACGCAGCUGGCCUGGAUGGGCUGCUGGGACGCCAACAGCGAGCAGGUUCUUCUGUGA
This is a messenger RNA of Catharus ustulatus (Swainson's thrush), 2112 nucleotides long. It is a transcript of the gene MMP28, whose product is annotated as matrix metallopeptidase 28. Gene Ontology annotation, biological process: proteolysis; extracellular matrix organization; collagen catabolic process. Lineage: Eukaryota; Metazoa; Chordata; Aves; Passeriformes; Turdidae. The coding region runs from base 859 to 2112 and encodes 417 amino acids. Gene Ontology annotation, molecular function: zinc ion binding; metalloendopeptidase activity. The record is from RefSeq and is a predicted model, not a curated record. The transcript is spliced from 8 exons. Gene Ontology annotation, cellular component: extracellular matrix.